GUGUAAAAUUGUACAUGUAGAUCUAAUCAGUAUGAGAGUUUCAUCAAGUAGACUAAGAGCCAGCUACUCAGACUAAAGAGACUACCAUGCAUCCUGGUAGACCUACAGCUAGUGGCAGUGAAGGAAUGUCUACUGAGAAGCUGCAGAGAAUGGAGGCAAACAGAAGAAGAGCUCAAGCCAAACUAACAGCCAAGAGAGUGGCUCCACCCCACACUGGUGUGCCUCCUGCAAAGAGACAUGCUUACACGUACACUACGUCUGCAGCUACUACAUCAAAGACGGCAUCUACGUUCCCUAGUUCGAGUUCCUAUGACAAUGUUAGAUCUCACCCUAAUUCUGCUGAAGCUAGAUAUAUCUAGCUCAAGUUCCAGUGCAGGAUAUCAAGUACAAGAAUCAAAAUGGUCUAAUCCUCUAAUAUCACACCAAGGAAGCUCCAGCAGCACAAAGACGCUCUAAUUACCAAGAACAGGAACAUUACACAAUGAACUCCCAUCAUCAAUGACAUCUCAAACUGGUCUCCAACAACCACCAUUUUAUUCCAAACCAUCCACUUCUCAUUUAUUUUGUCUACAUUGUCCCAUAACUCUCCUCCGAAAUUGGCACCUAAUAAAGCAGUUCCAGUAAAUUCGAGAAUUCCUCCGUUCUACUCUAAGCCACCUCUAAAUGCACCUCAUCUCGUCACCUCAGUACCGGAUGCUUCCAUUAAAGUAGCAUCAGCGAUGAGCCGCAAGCCGUCACCAUCACUACCGCCUGACCACCCUCCCCCUGUGAAGUGUACCCAGCUGAGAGACAAGAAGAAGGCACAGGUUUGUAUUGUGUCCAGGACAAGGCUGGAGGUCAAGGUGCAGUACGAUCAUGACCUCAUCGAGAUAUUCAAGAAGAUGCCUACAAGAGCUUACAAUACCAAAACGUCAUUAUGGAGCUUUGGAAUAGAAGACUACAAUUCACUGGUUAAAGCUAUCCAGAGCAGCUGCAAGCAUGUGGAGUUGGACCUCAUACCCAGACCUGUCGUAAACCUGUUCCUAUCACAGCUACAGACCCAGCCCCAUUCCAUACAGGCCAAAUCCCAUCCCAGUGUCAUUGACUGGAGCAGGAUCGAGACAAAGUUGAGCACCGCUCUGAUGGAGUUAGUUCCAAAAGAAGGAGUGGAAUACUCGAUCAAGCGUGAUGACCGAGUGUUGAUAGCUGAUGAUAUGGGACUAGGCAAGACACUUCAGGCCAUAGCCGUUAUGUCCUACUACCACUCUGAUUGGCCCCUCCUCGUAGUGUGCCCCUCGUCAGUGAGACUCACCUGGGCUGAGGCAUUCAAACGAUGGAUUCCUUCACUGGUGGACGCUGAUAUUAAUGUCAUCCUAACAACAAAGGGGUGUGGCUCGUUCUGCCUCGUGAAUAUCAUUAGCUAUGACUUGCUGGUCAGGAUGAGCAAGGACAUCACAGAGCACAGAUUCUCAGCCAUCAUUGCGGAUGAGUCUCACUUUCUCAAGAACUAUCGCACUGCUCGCUCCAAAGCAGCCAUUCCAGUCAUCAAGAGUGCUCGGAGGGCUGUCCUGUUGUCAGGGACACCCGCCCUCUCCCGACCCAUUGAGCUGUACACACAGAUCACUGCAGUGGACAAGAACUUCAGACUAGUGUCCCACACCCAGUUCGGACUGAGGUACUGCAAUGGAGUCAAGAGUCAGUUUGGAUGGGACUUCAGUGGUGCUUCCAACAUGUCAGAACUGCAGCUGUAUCUAGAAGACUCCAUCAUGAUCAGGAGGAUGAAGUCUGAAGUUCUCGAUCAACUUCCUUCUAAAACAAGGAAGAUGGUGUUGUUGGAUCUCUCGUCACUAAAGGGAGGCAGCAAAGAAUGGAAAGACUAUAAAAGACAACUCAACGAUGCUGGCAAACUGAAAAAGCUUGAGCGACGGACCGCCCUCCUCCCUCUGUUUGAUGUGACGGGCAAGAUGAAGCUGCCGGCAGUGAAGGACUAUAUCCUGGACAUGUUGGAGGGUGGUAGGAAGAUCAUCGUGUUCGGCCAUCACGUGUCUGUACUGAAUGGUCUCUGUGAGGCUUUGGACAAGAAGGCCAUCAUCUACAUUCGUAUUGACGGCAAGACCCCAGCUGAUAUGAGACAGGCCCUGUGUGAUCAGUUCCAGCACAGCGAGCAGUGUCAAGUGGCCGUACUCUCCAUCACCACGGCUAAUGCUGGACUCACCCUCACUGCUGCCUCCACUGUCAUCUUUGCUGAGUUGUUCUGGAACCCAGGAAUACUGGUACAGGCUGAGGACAGGGCGUACAGAAUAGGCCAAAAGUCUUCAGUCAACGUCCAUUACCUCAUUGCGAAGGACACAGUGGAUGACUGUAUAUGGCCCUUGAUUCAGAACAAGCUGUCAGUGUUGAGUCAAGCUGGUCUGGCUAAAGAUGACUUCUCCAGUGCAGAGAGCGCAGUACUCACAGCCAAGGAUGCAACACAAAAGACUCUGAUGGACUGUUUUGGAGAUUUGGUAUCAAAGUCUGAAAUGGACCAGCUAUCAAACUUUGACGAUACAUUGGAACUAGACACACCAGGUACUAGUGUGUCAUAACGUUAUAGUACCAUACCACAGUCACUCAUUUAAUCGCUACUUUAUUUAUUACUGCUUCACUGGAAUUCUUUUAUUAAUAUCGCUCAAUUUCUGUAGUCGAAGUUUCAAAGUUCAAUGAUUUUUGGCAUUGCUUUUAUAUCGAAAAGUUCUUAUGGAAUCAUU
Messenger RNA from Halichondria panicea, 2726 nucleotides. RefSeq names its product SWI/SNF-related matrix-associated actin-dependent regulator of chromatin subfamily A-like protein 1. Gene Ontology annotation, molecular function: ATP-dependent chromatin remodeler activity; ATP binding. The coding region runs from base 720 to 2564 and encodes 614 amino acids. Gene Ontology annotation, biological process: DNA repair; replication fork processing. NCBI's taxonomy places the organism in Eukaryota, Metazoa, Porifera, Demospongiae, Suberitida, Halichondriidae. The transcript has 16 exons. The record is from RefSeq and is a predicted model, not a curated record.